This is a messenger RNA of Rhagoletis pomonella (apple maggot), 870 nucleotides long. Its product is annotated as methyltransferase-like protein 9. Gene Ontology annotation, molecular function: protein-L-histidine N-pros-methyltransferase activity. The record is from RefSeq and is a predicted model, not a curated record. Lineage: Eukaryota; Metazoa; Arthropoda; Insecta; Diptera; Tephritidae.
UGGUAUACAACCAAUCAUGAACUACCUCCCAAAUUCCAAACCAAGUUUGUACCAUUGCUCCAGCCAGACGAAUCGACAACGCGUUGGCUAGAACGUGCCAAAGUACUAUCAACAAAUAUUUGGCUUCACAUCUGGCAUGCUGUAGCUCGCGUAGUUUUACAAUUUUUUAUGACGCAGACUGAUAUUAAUGGAUAUCUAAAUCGUGGUUCUAUGUUUAUACUAUCGGAACAACAAUUUGGAAAACUGCUUAAAUGUGGUGGUUUUGACUUCAAAUCAUAUGAUACUAUACACUGCUUAGAUAUUGGCGCCGGAGAUGGUGAAAUUACUAUACGUUUGCUAAGAUCGAUUCAGGAUUUACAUCCAAAUAGCAAAAUUCAUACAUUUGCCACAGAAACCAGUUGGACAAUGCGUGAGCGUUUAAAAAAUAGGAACUUUAGUAUUCUUGAACGGAUAAGUGAGGUACAAAAUGUCCAAUUGAUAUCAUGCUUGAACGUGCUGGACCGAUGCAUCGAUCCAAUAGAUCUUUUGGAAGAAAUUUAUAAAGCGUUAGCCCCAAAUGGACGUGUUUUAUUGGCACUGGUUUUACCCUAUGUACAUUAUGUGGAAAUGAAUUCAUCCCACAUGCCACUACGUCCUCUACUAAAACAUUGGCCAGAACGUUCUCAGCAAUUGAGUUUCGAAGCAGAGGCAGUUGCAUUUUUUGAAUUACUAGAUCAAAUGGGUUUCCGUAUUGAAGCUUGGACUAAAGCACCUUAUCUAUGUGAAGGCGAUUUAAGGCAAUCAUUUUAUUGGCUAGUAGACAUUGUAGUAGUAUUGUCAAAAAAACCCUUAGGUAAUAAAGUUUAAAUAUUUAUACUAAUGAAUGUAAAA